Molecule: messenger RNA, 360 nt
Organism: Ogataea haglerorum
Lineage: Eukaryota; Fungi; Ascomycota; Pichiomycetes; Pichiales; Pichiaceae
Exons: 2
Coding region: 1-360 (119 amino acids)
Source: RefSeq, a predicted model, not a curated record
AUGGCGAUUUCGCGGCAGGAGCUGGAUUCUCUGCUGCAAAACGCCGUGUGCUAUGUGCACGAGGCGGAAGACAGACGGCCCGGUGCAGUGGCCCCGCUGGAGGUGAGUAGGCCGAAAAAUCGCGCGCUAACCGCAGUUUGUCGUCUCGUACUAUCUGGACCGGAUAGCGCGUACAGGUUCGACGACAGCGUGCUGUCAAAGGUGCGAAUCGAGCGGUGUCUGAAUCUUGCUGCGCUGCUUGACCAAUCGCUAGCAGAUGUGGAUCUGCUAGUGAUUGAGGACAUACGCGGACUCUUUAAUCUUGAGUUUGCGAAAAACUACACGGGAGGUGCGUAUUUUUCGACUUUUACUGACCGGUAG